Messenger RNA from Thelazia callipaeda (thelaziosis nematode), 585 nucleotides. The record is from the annotation of a GenBank genome assembly. Lineage: Eukaryota; Metazoa; Nematoda; Chromadorea; Rhabditida; Thelaziidae.
AUGGGAUUUCAUAGACGUUACUUAUUUAAGGAAGCUAUUGAAUAUGGAUAUGCAAUUCCACAGACAUCGACCUCAUGUGCAAAAAAAAUAUUCGUUUGGUUUCGAUUAAUUGGAACACUAUGGCCACCAGCUACACAAUUAGCAAUCGGUGCAGAUCGCGCAGCUUGUAUUCUGAAACCGUUCUGGCAUCGACGUCAUCUAGACAAUAAAGACGUUCAACUGUGCACUGCCAGUUUGUUAUUUGUAGUGAUAUCGUUGAUUGCCGGUUUUAUCAUAGUACUCACGUCUAGUGAUCGUGACGUUUACUUUUAUUGUGGUCGAAAAACAACCUUUUCAAGAGGAUAUACUUUUUAUGUUUAUUUUGUUGAGACAUUUGGGUACUUCAUUGCGCUAUUCCUCAGUUCAAUUGCUUACUACAGCGCUCGAAAAGUACAGCAAACGAGGGCAGUAAAAAUUCAAAUGCGAAAAAUUCGCUAUGUUUUAGCGCUUGGAUUUUUAUCAAGUAUAUUUGUUGCUGUACCAAAUAUUGUUUCCAUAAUAUCCGCAAUUAUUACUCGAAUUGUUGGUUUUGAAUUAUUUUGUUAA